CCUCGUGUAAUGGUGUCCUCUCGGUGAGAUGAGACGACGGACAUUAUCCGCGGGCAAAUGGUGCAUAUAUCGAGUAACGUAACACGAGACAGUACAAUUAAAACGUUUAUUACAUUUUGAACUGUUACACAUCGAUAACAAAAUACGCUUAAAAUAAUCUCAGCUAACCGAGUGUCGGUUGUACCGCCGUAUAAUCAAAUCACUUAAAAUGGUAAUGACGAAUAAUUAACUCCUGUAAAAUUACAUGUAAACAAUUAUUUAACUGCUCUGCGAUUCGAAAUAUCGAAUAAGUUACAUAAGAAGUUUUCUCGUCAACGCUAGAAUCGCUCGAUCGUUUCCCUUUCACUUAAUUGUCACGGAGAUCAAUUACGAUCCUUCAAUCGAGGCGUAUUAUUUGUGCCGAAUUAAGUUGCGCAAGGUCGUCCCGAGGGAGACGAAAGUAAGGUCAGCUGAUAGAAAUCAAUAUUCCCCGAAUCGUCCGCGCGACACGGCCGCACCAAGACCACACCUUCGCUUUUAAUUCCGUUCGCGCUUAUUAAACGCGCGGGCGUGCGGGAGCCGAGGUGUUUUCCCGUCGCGCUAGACACCGUCCGAGAAUUCGGGACGGCGAGAGAUGGACGGCUGGAAGAGCUGGAAAAGGUCGGAGAGCUCGUUUCUCUCCUGGUACCAGCGCGCCAGAGAGUCCUACGUUGCAGCUUGGUUCUUCGGGAUGUUUCAGAGCGGCGGAACAAUGUCGACGAGCGCCGCCCUCGGCGGCGGUGGCGGAGGCGUCGGCGGUGCCCUCAGCCUGAUGGGCUGCGUGAGGGAGGCCUCGCCGCCCCCUCAAAACCACCAUCAUCAGCAGCAUCGCACUUUCGGCCUCGGCGAGUUCCCGGCGACCCAGCACAGCGUCGACCCUCUGCCCAAAGAACCAAAGAAGCGCCGUUUCCAUCCGCUGCGCGGUCUCCGGAAGAUCUUCCGGCGAAAGAGCCGCGGUGCCGCCGAUGCACGUUCCGUCUCCAAUUCUGCUGAUCGGGAUGCCGAAUUGGCUCGCCUCCCGCGGGAGGAGAUCACGAUGAGGCAUCCUGCGGGACGCCCCGAGGAAGCGCGUAGCAGAAGCGCCAGCGAACUCCUCACCGACUCCUGCGAUCGGGAAAGCGUAUUCCUUCGACGAGGCGGGGUGGAGGACAGUUUCGUCAAGUUACGAGGAGGCGCCGGCAAAUUGUCAGUGUCCCACGAUAGCGUUUUCCCGGGAGAAGUUCCUCACACACGGCCUCUCUCCUCGCUGGCCAGCCUGGCGACGCUCGAGCGGCGGCAGACCAGGAAGAGUAACGAGAUCAUCGAGCACAAGGAGUACAAUCAUCAUCACGUCGCACAAAGGCACCGGAUAUCCCUUCGGGUACUCGAGCAAAUAAAAACGGUCAUAGAGAACAGGAACCAGCUGGCCUCGGCGACCUCGCCGGAUACGGCCAGUAUAGCGCAUGCUGCCGGCGAGCGGUAUCAGCAGGAAACCACCGAGAACCGCUUCGCCGUGUUCGAGAGACAUGGGGAGAGGAGCUGCGCGGAGGAGAGCCAGCAGGCGAAGAUUACGAGAUCAACAAAGGAUUCGCUUGAUCGAAUCGUUCCGGUGGCCAAGGAAGAUUUACCGCAGUUAGAAAGCGCGAGUCUGAGCCACACGGCGGCGCAUCACCGGAUCUCCGUGCGUCCGAAGAACCGGCGUCCACCGCGUCGCACGACGCCGACGACGACACCGUCCAGCGGUACCGCGCCCAGCUCGCCGUCGAUACCACCGACCAUCGCCGAGGAUACUUUGGACAGUUUGGAGCAGCAGGAACAGCAGCAGCAGCAGCAGCAGCAGCAAUCGACCAGCAAUGCGCCGUCACCGACGGAACCGCCCAGGGCCAUCGGCGUGACAAGGAAGUCAUCGAGUCGACUGUCUCGCAACUCCGAUAUCUUCGAGGAGCUGGAGUUGAGGUUGCCGCGGAAACCAAGCGCGACGUCGCUGUCACCGGACAGUCUGGAUGCUACGACAGCGUCUCGCAGCAGUGCCGAGAUGACCACUGCUACCGAGGAACAGCAGGCAGAAGUCAGAUGGAUGCCGGUCGCCAGGAGACCGUCCAACCGGAUAUCCAAGGGCUCCGACGUGUUUGAAGAGCUGGAAGCGAAAUUACCGCGCAGAAGAUCUUCGUCGAACCGGUUAUCCAAGUCGCCUGACAGCCUGGACUCGUCUCCCGGCUGUUGGUUCUCCAAAUCUACGGAGGAGGGCUUUGACAAGCUGAUGGAGUACGAAGAGACCGUGAAACCGGUGGCUGCGGUCAGAAGGCAAUUGCUGAAUCCGAUCUCGAAGUCCACUGAUCGCGUUUCCAAGUCGUCAGAUAGUUUAGAGGCAAUCGAGCCGCUGGCCAGCGACGACUCGAUGGAGCGACGACGAAGUAGCUUUGACUUCCGAGCACGUACAAGUUCGAAAGCAAUGUCCAAGUCGUCGGAGAGCUUUGACGUGCUCGAGCAGAGCGGCUACGCUAGCGAGGAUAUCGGCCAAGAGUUGCAGAAGAGAAGCAGCGUGUCCGACAUCAAUUUAUCGCGUGGAAGAAGGCUGUCGAAGAGCAUCUCCAAAUCCUCCGAGAGCUUCGAGAGAAUCGACAUAAGCGACAUGAAGGACGAUGUCGAGGCGGAUGUGAUACUGGAUGACGACGCGCCGAAGAUGAGACGGUCAAGCAAGAGAAUGUCGUCGGAGAGCUCGGAUAAUUUGGACGUGGAAGACAGAUUGGAGAACAGGAGGGUCCGAAGAACGCCUAAGAGAAUACCGAGUACCAGUAUAGUAGAUGUGGUAGCUUCUGGAGAUGAACACGAGGGAGAGAAGCGGCCGACUCCUACCAGGAAGCCAUCGAGGCUUCAGAAGUCCUCUGAAAGCUCGGAGCUGGGUAGCACAGACACUCUGGAUUCGGACAGGAGGAACAAGUCGUCGGAGAGCACCGAGACACUGGAUAGUCUGGAGAAAGACUUGGAGCAGGACAGGAAGGAAGAAGAAAUCACGGACAGCGUGAUAGACAGGCGUGAGAAAAAUGAUUCUUGGUCCAGCAGAAACGCACCGACGACCGAUUCCGAUCAAGCGUCGAUGGGAGACGACACUGAAGACUCCAAGUCGCUGAUUUCCGCCGACAAUAAAUACUACUGGCGCCAGUCCUCUGAGCCGGUGUCUAAAGAGAACUUAGGUAUCCAACAAUUGUUGGCCAUUACAAUAAUGACCAGGGUGGCUGACAAUGGGAAUAAUCAACGCGGCUCGGUCAUCUAUCCGAAGAAGAAGCAGAUGAGCACGUCGCAGCCGACGUCACCAGUGGCCAAGCAAGAGGACACGAAGAUGCUUUUCGACAAUCUGCUAGUGAGCAAUAAGAACGACGAAGAUCUGCAAAACAUGCUCAACGGAAACAUAUCGGAGGUGUCCACCGACACCAAGAGUUUCAAGGAGAAGCUGAUCAUGUUCGAGAAACUUGGGAAAUGAACGCGUCGGCGAUAGAACGAUGUGGAGUCAUUCUUUCGCGAUUCUUCUUUUUGAUUAGCGGAUCGCUUCAUUAACGGCCGAUGCUUAAUGCAGAAAAGGAAGACACCGGAAAAGAUAAUCAUGAGAAAAGAUAAACGAUCUCGUUUAGAGCGCUUGGCAGAUAUGCAUGUCGUAGACUAGUGUUCUCGUUAUUGGAACUAUUUGGAUCACGAACAGAGUAAAAAGAAAGGAAAUCGACGGUUGCAGAUAAUUAUUUUUCAUAGAGGACUUUUUUGAUCAUCCACACAGAGCUGUGGAUUUGAAGUAAUGAAAAAUCAAUUCAACGAGUAAUUAUACAAGUAUAAAAAUUAAUCGGAAAAUAUUUUAAAUAUACACACGUGUUUAGAGAAAGUAAAAAAUUUUCAAGUACCAAAAUGAAGGUUGGUAUUAAGAUUACUUCUAUAUAAUUGCAUCUUUUCAUAUAAAUUAAUCAAAAAAUAAUUACGGCGCGGUCUGACGUUAAAAAUCGAAAGAAAGCUUUCAGUUCACGUUGAUAAUAUCCGGCUGUUUGGUCAUCGACGUAUUUAUUGAGGAAAUCAGGCUUAUUCGCGACGGCAUUUUUCAACUCUCGCGUUCGUGUUUCUUUUCAUUUCUUUUCUACACGACUGAGAACUCUAACACUUGAGAUUAUACCUGAUCGCGCACGAUGCUCAUCACCACGGAAAUGCAUUCGCGAUUGCGCAUACAUUCUCCUAGGGAGCUUUAUUUCACUCGCAGAUAGUUGUACAGUAGUUUAGCAAAGAUGUGAUCCUUUCGGCGUGAUGCAUUUAUAUAUACUGUAUCGUGUAUUAUCCCAUAUCGUGUAAAUACGAAAGGAAAGUUGUGCGUUAUCACUUCAAUGAUUCUCUGAAGAAAAAAAUAUAUAUGAAUAUGUGUUUGUCUCUCUCACACACAUACACAUACACACAGACAGACACACACACUAUAGUAUUAACGUUGAUAAAUGUAGAAGAGACACAAAGUAUUUUAGGCUGUACGAUGGUCUAAGAGAUGUUACGUGUGCAAUUGUAUAUUUUCGAUACUCUCGAAAAACCGUUUAUUCUAUAUACAAGAAAUGUAUUAAUCCCCCACACAAAUUGCCCAUGGACUGCCUACACGUGAAAAGUGUAAUUCGAAUUACGCUAAAAUGGGCCUACAAUUCCUCGUCGAUGAAACUUAUCACUAAUUGUAAGUGAUGUUAAUAUUUUGUCUCGAGUUAAUUAAGUACCUGUAGGAGAUUGUUAGAAGAAGAGUGAUAAGAGGAAAAUUGUGAAAUUGUCGAUAGUCGGCGAUAGCAUGCGAUCAUCCCCCCGUUUUUCUCGACCUAGGAGGCGUAGAAAAGGCUGUAUAGGAGCAUAUCGUACUCGUUUAACUCCACGAGAAAUGGUUUUUGUAGCCUUUCAAGUGCCUUACCGAAUCAAUCGAGGAACCGAACUGAAUCGUACGUCGAUCAUAGAAGAUGCGGAACGUUAUAUCAAACCCCCUCCCCAUUUAGUUAUUCGGAUGAUGAGUAUAUAUUUCGGAUCCCGAAAGAUGCAAAGAUCGUCUCUUAGAGUAAAUAGAGAAAACUGGAUUUAACCACCACGUCAUUGUAAUAUUAUGUAAUAAUAUACAGAAUAACAAGAGGAAUUCUACACACAGACAUACAUACACGCGCGCAUUUACACUGAACAGAUUUUCUUUCCAUUGAUGUAAAUAAAGCUGCCAUCGCAAAUUA
Messenger RNA from Vollenhovia emeryi, 5213 nucleotides. Its product is annotated as heat shock protein DDB_G0288861-like. NCBI's taxonomy places the organism in Eukaryota, Metazoa, Arthropoda, Insecta, Hymenoptera, Formicidae. Bases 614 to 3478 code for a protein of 954 amino acids. The transcript has 10 exons. The record is from RefSeq and is a predicted model, not a curated record.